This is a messenger RNA of Colletotrichum phormii, 749 nucleotides long. RefSeq lists its product as uncharacterized. The transcript has 2 exons. Bases 303 to 551 code for a protein of 82 amino acids. Lineage: Eukaryota; Fungi; Ascomycota; Sordariomycetes; Glomerellales; Glomerellaceae. The record is from RefSeq and is a predicted model, not a curated record.
GGCAUGAAGGUACUAUUGGAUUAUGAGCAGUCAGCAGAAAGGGGGGAUCUGGAAGGCGGUAAGGGCCACACAAACGGCCCUUCCACUUCGGCACACACCACUUCUGAAGAAUCGUGGGCUCUACCAACGUCCUCCUCCUUCCACCUUCAUACUCAGCAAUGAUAUACUAUACUAUUGACCUACGUUCCAACCGUACACUUUUCCUACUGAAGUGUACGCCAACAGAUACCCUGUAGGCGAGUGCCUCCCUUUACCCGUGAGUCAGGCAGGAUGAAUCUUGAGAUGGCCGGUUUGCUUCUCUGAUGUCUCUACUUCAAGGGGUUUCGGAAUCCACUCAACCUACGUUUGAACACUUGCCGAAAAUUAAUGCUACUGUACAGACCUUAGGGGCUUUCGCAUUCAUCCCCGCAGGCAAACUCGGCUUCGUGUUGUCGCGAACGUUUUUUUGGCGCCGAUGGUUGCAUCUGAUAUCCUCAAUACCCGUUACAUUUGUAUUAGCUCUGGGCAUUUUUUGGAAGCCCAAGUUUGAUACUUGUGAUAGAGAGUUGUAGACUUAGCUGAUAGAGAGAAAGCCUGAAAUGUGACGACGGAAGGCCAUGCACGGUUGCGCAUCCCAAUUGUGAGACUAGGAAGUCUGUACGAUGGCUUCGAGGCCUCUGAGGUCACGUUUACCAAGGAUCUUGGUUUGCGAAAGAUGUCUGGACGAAAAUAAAUGAUUCAUAAGAUGCUUCCUCCUAGCUAUUCUACCA